Messenger RNA from Gallus gallus (chicken), 5266 nucleotides. It is a transcript of the gene PI4K2B, whose product is annotated as phosphatidylinositol 4-kinase type 2 beta. Gene Ontology annotation, cellular component: lysosomal membrane; plasma membrane; endosome. The transcript is spliced from 10 exons. Gene Ontology annotation, molecular function: 1-phosphatidylinositol 4-kinase activity. NCBI's taxonomy places the organism in Eukaryota, Metazoa, Chordata, Aves, Galliformes, Phasianidae. Bases 2560 to 3717 code for a protein of 385 amino acids. Gene Ontology annotation, biological process: phosphatidylinositol phosphate biosynthetic process; Golgi organization; endosome organization. The record is from RefSeq and is a predicted model, not a curated record.
GCCGCUCGAGGGCGAUCUGCGCUCAGCCCGGGUCGGCGGAGGCGGCCGGGUUGUGGUGGGUCGUCGCGCGGCGGUGGUACAGAGCCUGCCCGUGGCUCUCCUACGGGAGCGGCGAGCUGAGCGUGAGCAGGCGCGUGCAGCACGCGGUGCCGCUGUUCCGCUGCUUAGUCCUAACCAGCCUACUCCUGGUCAGAUUUGGUUCUGAGAUCUUAUCCGAUCUUUCUCUCUCGCAGUUUUAAGUUCCGAUGGCUGAACAACGUGAGAACAGUACACAGUGGCCGACUCGUUCCGUAGGUGUCACUGGCCCGAUAGGAUCUGACGGGUGAUUUGGCAGAGCAGUCCUGCACACCGAUCUGUUGGCGCAGACUGCAGUUAACCCAGCUUUUCACCGUUUUGAGCGUAAAGGAGCUUUGCAAAUUGCUGCCUCUGGGCAUCCUAUUGCUGCUGCUGGGAAACGCAGAACCGCUCGGCUCCUUACUGCGACGCAUCACGAGAGGGCGCUCAGCGAGAGCUGAAAGCGCGCCCUGCUGUGUGGGUUCGCUUCUCUGCUGUUCGUCCCGGGAAGUGCGAGGGUGGGUGUGGGCGGAGAGGGCAGAGUAUGGGUGAGAAUGAGAGACUGAGGUGGGAAAUGGAUCAAAAGGUUGAAAGGCUGGGGAAACUGGGAUUGUUUAGCUUGGAGAAGGCUCCAAUGAGACCUCAUUGUGGCCUUCCAGUACUUGAAGAGAACAUGUAAACAGGAGGGGGAGCUGUUUACGAGGGUGGAUAGUGAUAGGACAAGGGGAAUGGUCUUAAAAUGAGAGAGGGGAGGUUCAAGUUAGGUAUUAGGAGGAAGCUUUUCACACAGAGGGUGGUGAAGCACUGGAACAGGUUGCCCAAGGAGGCUGUGGAUGCCCCAUCCCUGGAGGCAUUCAAGGCCAGGCUGGAUGUGGCUCUGGGCAGCCUGGUCUGGUGGUUGGCGGGCCUGCAGGUGGCAGGGGGGUUGAAACUCAGUGAUCAUUGUGGUCCUUUUCAACCCAGGCCAUUCUAUGAUUCUAUGAUUCUAUAAUCAGACUUAUUUGCAUACUUUAGUAACUUCAAACCAGGUAGCUAAUGGAGAGCAUUAGCUACUCGGAAUUAAAACUAAUCAUUUGCUAGUAACUGUUCUGUGAUGUGUGUUUUGUUUAAUUAUGGGCUGAACUGCUUAAAGACCGAGGCAAUAUGAAGGCCUCUGGGGAUCAAACCAGGAGCAAGCUACAGAGUUCUUACUGCAGAACACCGAAAGUAGGAGCUGCUGGUGAUCACACACACCACAGCUCAUGUGAAUGGCAGAACAAACAGCUUAGGAGUUUCUCGUUUUACUUUUUCAGAAGAACUAAUGUUCAAAUCCUUUAAAAGCCCAGGAAUGAACUGCUUAGCAGUGUUUUCAGCUCUCCCAACUAAUGCAGCUAAAGGGAAAGGCGCUCAGUGAUCUGCUGGGCAAAAUGUGAGCCUUCUCCCCUGGAAUUCUGCCCCGUGUGUUUGCUUCAGACAGCAGCUAAUCAGUGUCAUUGUAUGCACUGAAAAUCACAUCCUCUGCUACAGACUUUCUUUACCUGUUGGCUAGGCAUAAAAGCCUAUUCAUUUGGAGUCACAAUUGUUUGUUCACCUUUUAUUAAAAGAAAUGGAAACAGAAAUGCACCGUGAGUGGAUUUUAUCAGAUGUGGCAGAUAUCAAUAGUUACAUAAGUGAAUGGCAUUGGGUUCCAAAGUCCACUGAUGAGAGGUAACCUGAGACAAAGCAAACAUACUGCUGCAAGGUUUUAUUUUGUUAGAAACCAAGCAAAGGCACUUUCUUUCCAUGAUGCAGGCGAUGUACAGAAAGAAUCAUUGCGGUGUGAAUAACUACGAGAACAAUGGAUAAUAAAGACAUGCCAUUACUCUGUGAGCUGAGAACCGACCCUCUCCCAGCACAAUCCAGAACCUCAGUUCUGUACAGGCGUUCCAUGUGUGUAUUUCACCAACGCCUCUGAGCUGUGUGCCAACAGAACCUGUCCCCAGAUGGGGGAAUGUGGGAGGACACAUCCUGGUCACGGUGUGAUGCGCUGCGUUGGGCUUUGGUUGUGUUUCCCUUAUUUCUGUUAACACAAGGAUGGCUGUGGGAACAUGGGAGUACAGUCGAUUCGUACUGUUUUCGUUUGCUGUUUUUCUGCUUGCUUUUGGAAACGACAGUGAGCUGCGUAGAACAACAUUUCAUAAAGUGCAGGGAGGGAGGGAAGCCGGAACGCGGCCAGGAGACAAACCAGCCUCAGACUUAGGAACGCAGGGUGUUACAGGGAUGUUUUGUUGAGUCCCAGCAACGAGAAUACUGCGAGCAUUGAUGUCUGACCGCCCGGAGGAGCAGGGAGCAGUCACGCCGCACGCACGCUGCCCUGCACGGUGUGUGUGCGCAGCACCUGACGCUGAAGCUGCCGCAGCGCUCCCGCCGACGGCCUUCUUCCCUUCGGAGGACGCAGAACGGGAGCCGCGCUGUGCAAACGGACAGGACGGCAGCGUGGCGCCGGGAACGCGGCUCCUUUAAGGACAUACAGGACAUGCUAUUGAUAUGAAUACAUUUUUAGAUGAUCCAGAAUUUGCUGAAAUUAUUACGAGAGCAGAACAAGCUAUAGAGUGUGGAGUUUUGCCGGAAAGAAUCUCUCAAGGAUCCAGUGGGAGUUACUUUGUGAAGGACUUUAAGGGGAAAACUAUUGGAGUGUUCAAACCAAAAUCUGAAGAGCCUUAUGGACAUCUAAAUCCCAAGUGGACCAAAUAUUUUCACAAAAUAUGUUGUCCUUGCUGCUUUGGCAGAGGCUGCCUUGUUCCAAAUCAGGGCUAUCUCUCUGAAGCUGGUGCCUAUCUUGUAGAUGACAAGCUGGGGCUAGGAGUUGUACCCAAAACUAAGGUUGUGUGGCUUGUCAGCGAGACCUUUAAUUACAGUGCAAUAGAUCGUGCGAAGUCAAGAGGAAAAAAAUAUGCUUUAGAGAAAGUGCCAAAAGUUGCUAAAAAAUUUAAUCGAAUUGGACUACCUCCUAAGGUUGGCUCCUUCCAGCUGUUUGUUGAAGGAUAUAAGGAAGCUGACUACUGGCUCAGGAAGUUUGAAACUGAUCCUUUACCUGAGAACACAAGGAAAGAAUUUCAGUCACAAUUUGAAAGAUUGGUUAUCUUAGAUUAUGUCAUCAGAAAUACAGACAGAGGUAAUGAUAACUGGCUAGUCAGGUAUGAAAAGCAAGAUGAUGGACUUAAUCUGUCAGAUAAGGAUAUCCAGUGGACUGUAACUGAAGAAUCUACUAUUAAAAUUGCUGCAAUUGACAAUGGUUUAGCAUUUCCCUUUAAGCAUCCUGAUGAGUGGAGGGCAUAUCCCUUUCAUUGGGCUUGGCUUUCUCAAGCACAAGUUCCCUUCUCUCAGGAGACCAGAGACUUGGUUCUUCCUCGCAUCUCUGAUAUGAACUUUGUACAGGAUCUUUGUGAAGAUCUUCAUGAACUAUUUAAGACUGAUAAAGGAUUUGACAAGGCUACUUUUGAAAACCAAAUGUCUGUUAUGAGGGGACAGAUACUAAACCUUACUCAGGCGUUAAAGGAUGGAAAAAGCCCCAUUCAGCUUGUUCAGAUGCCACGUGUGAUUGUGGAGCGAAGUAGCACUGGAAGUCAGGGCCGAAUUGUUCAUCUGAGUAAUGCUUUCACACAGACCUUUCAUAGCAGGAAGCCUUUCUUUUCCUCCUGGUAGCAACAAAAAUAUGUGGGAGAGAGUAAGCUUCUCUAACUUCGGUAAGCUUCUUCUGUGUAAAGGCUCUGCAAUAAUGUACUUCUGCUGUAUACCAAGAGCUCCAACUGCCGUCACCUCAGAACUUAAAUUCUAAAGACUUAAGAAAUGUAUUUUGAAUGUAAUAAAAGUUUACAAUUUUUGUGUCAAAAUCGUGAACUCAUAUGUCAGGGAAUGAGAAGAACUUGUCCAUACUGUAUUUUUAUAGGCUGAAUUAAUGUAUUCUAAAUAAUACUCAAGGGAAGAUGCACAGUUUGCAUAUGCUGAGAAACUACUUUUAAAUGCAACAAAUUCUUUUUGUUUAAUAUAAAUGUGAGAAGCUAUAAUCUAUCAAUUUCUUUUUAUAUGUUCUUUAAAAAAAAAGUGGAAUGUUUUAUUUGAUUGAGAAAAUGCUUUUUCUUGGAAUUUGCCUCAUAUUUUAAGCUGUUAAUAGAUUUUCAUAGGCUAUUUACUUGAAAAAAAGUAAUGCACUUAAGAAAAUAAAAAUAAUAAUAAUUAAAAAAAUCCUUGACAGACAUGAAAGGGGGGGGGGGGGGGGGGGGGGGGGGGGGGGGGAGGAAGGAUAUGCUCGAAGUAGAUUUUUUUGUUGUUGUUGUUCUUGCACGUUGGGACCAAAAAUAGUUAAAUAGCUUUUAGUUGAAUUACAGCAAAAUUCAUCCCCCGUAAGUAUGCACAGUUUCUACUGUGACAAAAUGAACUGAGUGUACAUUUUGGAGGGUGAAACUUUACCAGUUGCUUUUAGAACUCUUGUAUUGAAGUACAUGUAUGGAUAAAUGUGAUACUUCCUUGUAGAUAGAUUACAACAAAAGAAUUGCACAAUGGUACAGGUUGGGUUUUUCCUUAUAACUGUGUUAAUUUGUAGUCACCAAAGUGGUUCUUCACUAUUAAUGACAGAAGCACUAUUAAUCACAAAGCUAGUCUGCCUCCUGAAUUCCUAUCCAAACACACUGUUAUUUUUUGACUGGAAAAAAAAUCUACCUUACUGUAAUAUAUAGAGCACAUCUAUAAUUGGACCCUCAACAAUGUCGUGCUCAUUUGCCAAUUUUCAUUUAUGUUUAAGUUAUGUGACUUAAGACUUGAUAGUCAUGCUUCUAGAUUUGUAGCUUAUGUUAUAUGAUAAAUGUUUAUUUUCAUAACUUUUCGGACAGUGAAGACCAGGAAUGGGAGAAAAAUUGCUGCUUUUAUGAAAGAAACUUUCAGUAUUUCAGAUAUUGCUGUAUUUUGUAAUUCUAAGCAAUAUUGUUGAACUCAAAUGCUUGUAUUUUAUAUAAUUUUGGAUGUAAAUAUUAUUGUAGCAUGUCAGCAAUUCACAUGAUUAACUGAAGUGUUUAAGCCUUAAAUGUUGAAAAAUAAAAUAAAUGCAACAUGAUGGAAUUCAAAUUAAGACUGAAAUGACCACCUUUAUAAAUUUUCCAUUAUUUGUUUUUAUCCAAACAGUUUAUUAAAAUUUAAAGAAGGUAUUUAUGUACUAGACCUCCUACUGAAGAAAAUAAAUGUUAAAGUCUAAAAUGCA